Molecule: messenger RNA, 696 nt
Organism: Macadamia integrifolia
Lineage: Eukaryota; Viridiplantae; Streptophyta; Magnoliopsida; Proteales; Proteaceae
Product: 50S ribosomal protein L7/L12-like
Exons: 1
Coding region: 103-594 (163 amino acids)
Biological process (GO): translation
Cellular component (GO): ribosome
Molecular function (GO): structural constituent of ribosome
Source: RefSeq, a predicted model, not a curated record
AACCCUGAACCCGAUUCCCCAUCCGCCUCCUCUCCUCUUCGUGCUUUGCAGACACGAGAGAGAGAGAGAGAGAGAGAGAGAGGGAGACUACCCUCUGCAGAGAUGCAAAGUCCACGUAUGAGGUUCCUUUCCGGUGUCAGGCUUCUUCGCCGUUCUCUUUGCUCUACCGCUACGACCACCGAGACGAGAUCGCAGAAGCUCGAGAGAAUUGCUGACGAGCUUCUCGACCUCAAUAAGCUGGAAAGGCAUGAUUAUGCAGUCCUGUUCAGGUUUAAAUUAGGUUUAAACAAGUAUGGACCUGCAAUCUCUGGCCUUGAUUCAUCGGCAUCUGCGUCAGCGGGAGGUGGUGCAGCGGGGACUGAUUCAAAGGCUACUGAGAAGACAGCGUUUGAUAUAAAGCUUGAGAAGUUUGAUGCUGCUGCUAAGAUAAAGAUCAUUAAGGAAGUUAGGACUUUUACGGAUUUGGGGUUGAAGGAAGCCAAGGAUUUAGUGGAGAAGGCGCCAAUCGUCCUCAAGAAAGGGGUUACCAAGGAGGAAGCUAAUCCGAUUGUUGAGAAACUCAAAGAAUUGGGAGCCACGGUUGUAUUGGAAUAGAGUUUUGUUCCUUUUUUGUUUUGGUUGAAUUUCUCUUUUUGGUGUUAAAAAAACAGCUGCUUUUGUUAGAGAAAUUAGACUUGCAAUCAUAAAUUUCUUUCA